AUGAGGACGCCGCUAGCCCAGUUUCUACCGGCCCUGCAACGAGUCGAGAAUGCCUGGGAUAUCCUUCGCACCGCAAAGCCCACAGUCCAACAAUCCGACAAGCCGCUGGGCUUACUUGGAACAGUUACACACUACGGCCGCCAAACGUUCCGCCUACUAUUCAUGAAUGGCCCGACCACCGAGAAACUAGUGCGUAAACUUAAUCCGAAGGUUGCUUCAGCGGUGGAUGAUUUGGUAGCAACAGCAACCGAGGACCAAGAUCCAGACGCGAUGUUCCUGUUGGCGGAGAUGAACUUCUACGGCAACUUCUCCCACCCCCGCGACUUCAAAUCUGCUUUCAGAUGGUACCAUGAGUUGGCAUGGUUGAACGGAAACAACACAGCGCAACACAUGGUCGGGUUUAUGUAUGCGACGGGAAUUGGCGGUGCAGUUGAACGGGAUCAGGCAAAGGCCCUCAUGUACCAUGAGUUCGCAGCUGAGACUGGAAAUACCCGCUCGGAGAUGACAUUGGCAUAUCGCUACCACAGUGGUAUUGGAACGCCGAAGAAUUGUGACCACGCGAUCUUUUAUUACAAGAAGGUUGCAGAUAAGGCUGUGCAGUAUUACCGCUCUGGUCCGCCGGGUGGCAGUGCUCUGAUUAGGGAAUCCUAUCGCUGGGCCGAUGAGGAAGGUGGUGUCUACGGCCAAGGAGCUAGUGUGUCCAGCUCCGGUCCAAAUGCAAGAGAAGCCGCCAAUGCGGGCCCGGAGGCCAGUGUGGAGGACAUUCUGGAAUAUUUGGAUCUCAUGUCCCGAAAGGGCGAGCUCAAGGCUACCUACACCCUGGGGAAGAUGAACUUUGAGGGUGCCCGGGGCCUGCCUCGUAAUUUCCGACGAGCCAUGAAAUACUUCAAGGUUGUCACUAAGAAGUACUGGAACAAAGAUGGUUCUAUCAACCCUAACCCCCAAGCCGGGCUUGACAAGCUUGCCUCUAAAGCUGCAGGACAUAUCGGGUUGAUGUACCUCCGCGGAGAGGGAGUUGAGCAACACUACCCGACAGCCCUCACAUGGUUCCGACGGGGUGUUGCGAAUGGAGAUUCUCUGUGCCAGCACUGGAUGGGUCUGGUGUACCUCAACGGGUAUGGGGUCCCCCAAGAUGGCUACAAGGCCUCUGAGUAUUUCAAAGCGGCUGCAGAGCAGGAUCUCCCGGCGUCUGAAUCGCGAUUGGGAGCUCUUUUCUUGGACCAAGGUGACGUGGAAACUGCCACUCGCUAUUUCGAGCUUGCUGCCCGUUGGGGCUGGAUGGAAGCGUAUUAUUACCUCGCAGAAAUGGCCAACUUUGGUGUUGGCAGACAACGUCACUGUGGAGUGGCCACCGCUUAUUACAAAAUGGUGGCUGAAAAAGCUGAGAUCGUCCACUCAGCCUUUGCGGAGGCGAACGAUGCUUACGAAUCUGGCGACAAAGAAGGUGCUCUCAUUGCGGCCAUGAUGGCAGCCGAACAAGGAUAUGAGAAUGCACAGGCAAAUGUAGCUUACCUGCUUGACGAGCAUCGCUCUGUGCUAUCGCUCAGUUCGGUUCUGCCCUGGGCCGAAAAGGCGCCGUCUUCUUUGCUGCGCAAUGCAGCGCUUGCACUGGUUUACUGGACUCGUUCCGCCAAGCAAGCUAACAUCGACUCCUUGCUCAAAAUGGGCGACUACUACCUGUCUGGAACUGGCUCUAUCGUUGACGCUGACAAGGCUUCAACUUGCUAUCACAAUGCUGCUGAAGCUCAUCACAGUGCCCAGGGCUAUUGGAACCUGGGCUGGAUGCAUGAGAAUGGCGUGGCGGUCGACCAGGAUUUCCACAUGGCCAAGCGAUAUUAUGACCUAGCGCUAGAUCUCAGCCCCGAAGCAUACCUCCCAGUCAAGCUGAGUUUGCUCAAACUCCGGGUCCGCGGAUACUGGAACCGCAUUACCAACGGAGACAUCAAUCCCAUUCGUGACGAAGAAGACCUUUACGAACGACAGGGAGAUGAUGAUGACUACCGAGGUUUGGAAUCUGAGGGCCACGAGGAUGGCUACUAUGAUGACCUGGAUCUUGAUAUUGAUGAAGGAAUGCUCGAGGGUCUGCUCAUUGUUGGUCUGGCUGCUACUUUGUUGGUAUUGGUUUAUUUCCGACAACAGCAACAGCAGCGCAAUCGGCAGAACGAGAAUGCCAACGCCCAAAAUGCGAACGCAAACGCAAACGCGAAUGCCAAUGAUCGGGGGUUUUUCCCGCAGCCUGGUGAUCCUGAGUUCGCGCAAUGGGUAGCAGGGGGAGUUGGUCAUUGA
Penicillium soppii is the source of this 2286-nucleotide messenger RNA. Its product is annotated as ubiquitin ligase complex subunit HRD3. NCBI's taxonomy places the organism in Eukaryota, Fungi, Ascomycota, Eurotiomycetes, Eurotiales, Aspergillaceae. The record is from RefSeq and is a predicted model, not a curated record. Gene Ontology annotation, cellular component: endoplasmic reticulum membrane. Gene Ontology annotation, biological process: ERAD pathway. Gene Ontology annotation, molecular function: protein binding. The transcript is spliced from 3 exons. Bases 1 to 2286 code for a protein of 761 amino acids.